GAAAAACACAAAAUUAAGAGGCCCGCGAUAACUACAUUUGUUCCGAAAACACACACAGUCUCUCACAACCUUCGAAUCUGCGGGAAGCCGGCUGGAACUCAUUUCUCCGGUAGCGUGAAGCUUUUAAUUUCAAGGAAGAUUAAUAUUUUGGUUGGAUGGCGAUGGUGGAGGAGCCUCUGUAUCCAAUAGCGGUGCUCAUAGAUGAGCUCAAGAAUGAUGACAUUCAACUCCGACUGAACUCUAUACGAAGACUAUCCACCAUUGCACGUGCACUGGGGGAGGCAAGGACUCGAAAAGAGUUGAUACCAUUUCUGAGCGAGAACAAUGACGAUGAUGAUGAGGUGCUCCUUGCUAUGGCUGAAGAAUUGGGUGUUUUCGUUCCAUACGUUGGAGGGGUGGAGCAUGCACACGUUUUGCUCCUCCCACUGGAAACCCUUUGUACUGUGGAGGAGACCUGUGUGAGGGAUAAAGCUGUAGAGUCAUUGUGCAGAAUCGGAACACAGAUGAAAGCAAGUGAUUUGGUUGAUUCUUUUGUUCCACUCGUGAAGAGGCUGGCAGCUGGUGAGUGGUUUACAGCUCGUGUUUCGGCUUGUGGACUAUUUCAUAUUGCUUACCGUAGUGCCUCAGAGAUGCUAAAGACAGAAUUAAGAUCAAUUUAUAGCCAGUUGUGUCAAGAUGAUAUGCCUAUGGUCAGAAGGGCUGCUGCGGGAAAUUUGGGAAAAUUUGCUGCCACUGUGGAAGCUUCAUAUCUCAAAAGCGACAUCAUGUCCAUGUUCGAGGAUCUUACGCAGGAUGAUCAGGAUUCUGUUCGCUUGCUAGCUGUUGAGGGCUGUGCUGCUCUCGGGAAAUUGUUGGACCCUCAAGAUUGUGUUGGGCACAUUCUCCCCGUGAUUGUCAACUUCUCCCAGGAUAAGUCAUGGCGUGUCCGCUACAUGGUUGCCAACCAAUUGUAUGAGCUUUGUGAGGCUGUGGGACCUGAACCUACUAGGACGGAUUUGGUUCCUGCAUAUGUCCGAAUACUUCGAGAUAAUGAAGCAGAAGUCCGAAUUGCAGCUGCGGGAAAAGUGACUAAGUUUUGUCGAAUUGUUAGCCCCAAUCUGGCUGUCCAACAUAUUCUUCCCUGUGUAAAGGAGUUGUCAUCCGAUUCUUCACAGCAUGUAAGGUCUGCUUUGGCAUCCGUCAUUAUGGGGAUGGCUCCCGUUUUAGGGAAGGAUGCAACAAUUGAUCAACUUCUUCCCAUAUUUCUUUCACUUUUGAAAGAUGAAUUUCCUGAUGUUCGCCUUAAUAUCAUCAGCAAGCUAGAUCAAGUCAAUCAGGUUAUUGGAAUUGAUUUACUCUCACAAUCUCUAUUACCAGCUAUUGUUGAGCUGGCAGAGGAUAGGCACUGGAGAGUUCGGCUCGCUAUCAUAGAAUAUAUACCUUUAUUGGCUAGUCAACUGGGUGUAGGAUUUUUUGAUGAAAAGCUCGGUGCCCUAUGCAUGCAGUGGCUACAGGACAAGGUGUACUCCAUUAGAGAUGCUGCAGCUAAUAAUCUGAAACGUCUGGCAGAAGAAUUUGGUCCAGAGUGGGCAAUGCAGCAUAUCAUUCCUCAGUAUAUGCACCUUUUAAUGUUGCAAGUUACAUGCUAUCUUACGAAUUUAGAUAUAUGGCUUUGUAUUGCCUCUUUGCUCUACAAACUGUACCAAAGAUGUGACAAUCAGGUUCUAGAUAUGGUAAAAAAUCCCCAUUAUUUGUACCGGAUGACUGUUCUUCGUUCAAUUGCCUUGCUUGCUCCUGUUAUGGGUUCUGAGAUCACAUGCUCUCACUUGCUGCCUGUUAUGGUCACCGCAUCAAAGGACAGAGUACCCAACAUUAAGUUUAACGUUGCAAAGGUGCUGCAGUCAAUGAUCCCCAUCGUUGAUCAUUCUGUGGUGGAGAAAUCGAUACGCCCCAGCUUAGUAGAGCUUGCUGAGGACCCCGAUGUAGAUGUCCGUUUUUUCGCCAAUCAAGCGCUUCAGUCAAUUGAUCAUGUGAUGAUGAGCUAAACGAGUGUGUGAUAUGCAAUGCCACUGCAUGAAGGUAUGCAAUUCAAUUCUAGUUGCUGUCUCGGAUAAUAGAAAGGAACAUGUUUUUGUUUCAUUUCUCUGUAUCUUAAAUUUUUGUUUGCCCCUCUACUCUCACAUAAUCUGUCAUCUUACUAAUUUUUAACAAUAUUGUGCAUACCAAAAUUUAUGCAAUGUUCUUUCCUGACGGUUUUAUCA
This is a messenger RNA of Salvia splendens (bonfire salvia), 2240 nucleotides long. Its product is annotated as serine/threonine-protein phosphatase 2A 65 kDa regulatory subunit A beta isoform. The transcript has 14 exons. Gene Ontology annotation, biological process: protein dephosphorylation. NCBI's taxonomy places the organism in Eukaryota, Viridiplantae, Streptophyta, Magnoliopsida, Lamiales, Lamiaceae. The coding region runs from base 156 to 2024 and encodes 622 amino acids. The record is from RefSeq and is a predicted model, not a curated record. Gene Ontology annotation, molecular function: protein phosphatase regulator activity; protein binding. Gene Ontology annotation, cellular component: cytoplasm; nucleus; protein phosphatase type 2A complex.